AUGGCCUCUGGCAACGGCCUUCAAGGCCGACCCAAGGCUCAGCCAGACCGUCGCCCCCGCGAGCGCACACCAUGGCUCCUCCUCCUCCCUGUCGUUCUCCUCUUUCCUUACCUCUUCUCCAAGCUCCAUUACACUCUUCCCGUGCCCCAGCCUCCACUUGACGCCGAGGGACGUCCGCAGCCGAGCGAGGAAAUCGUACUCGCCCAUAUCCAGGCUCUGGAGGAUAUCGGAUACCGCACUGUCGGGACUGACGAGGCCGUCAACGGAGAGGAGUAUGUGAUCGCCGAGGUGCGCAAGAUUGAGGAGCGGUGCAAGGCCAACGGUGUGCUCGAUUGCGAUGUCUGGGUCCAGAGGGGUAGCGGGUAUCAUGAGUUCUCGAUUAUGGGUCACGACGUGCUCAAGGUUUAUGCUGGUAUUCGGAACGUUGUGCUUCAGAUUCGCGCCAAGAACCCCAUCACGCCCCGUACAGUCAAGAAGGAUGCGAUCCUCGUCGGAUCGCACAUUGAUUCGACUCUCCCUUCCCCGGGUGCUGCCGACGACGGUAUGGGCGUCGGCGUCAUGCUCGACGUCGCGCGUAUCCUGGUUGACCGCAACGAGCCUUUUGACAACUCUGUCAUCUUCAUGUGGAACGGUGCCGAAGAGACGCUCCAGGACGGCUCGCACCUGUACUCUACGCAGCACCCUACUGCUGCUGAUGUCCGUGCCAUGUUCAACCUCGAAGCAGCAGGCACCACCGGCGGCGCCCUCCUGUUCCAGGCGACGAGCCAGGAAAUGAUCGACGCGUUCUCGCGCACGCCGUACCCGCGCGGCACGGUUAUAGCCGCCGACGUCUUCUCUAGCGGCAUCAUCCUCUCCGACACCGACUUUGGCCAGUUUGAGGAGUACCUCAACGUUUCGGGCCUCGACAUGGCUGUCGUCGGUCACAGUUAUUUCUACCACACGCGCAAGGACAGCGUACCGUUCAUCGAGAUCGGCACAAGCCAGCACUUUACCUCUAACGCGAUGGCGAUCAUCGACUAUCUCCUCUCGCCCGGCUCGCCUCUCGGUACUGCGGACGAGUGGUCACCGCCCGACGUCGUGUACAUGUCGCUGUACGAUCGCAUUUUCGUCUCGUGGACGAUGGAGAACGCCGACAAGGCGUACCUCGUCAUCACGGCGAUCAUCGCAGCGCUCACUCUUCCAAACCUCAGCCGAGAGCGCGGGCCCGCGUUCGCCAUCGCCCUCAUCGGCGCGCCCCUCGGUCUCGUCGGUGGCCUCCUCACCGCCAACAUCGUCGCGUUCAUCAUGGCCUCCUCCGACAAGGCGAUGGGCUGGUUCUCGCAUGAAGGUCUUCCGGUUGCGCUGUAUGGUCCUGCCGCCCUCCUGGGGCAUCUCGCCACGCAGCACGCCCUUGCUGCGCUGAUCUCACCCGCACGUCGUAUCUCCCUCGAGCCCGCGCACUACUACUCGCAGCUUGUCUGGCUCGCCGUGUGGAUGCUCUUCCUCCAGGCGUUCCGCAUCCGCUCAGCGUACCUCUUUGCAGGCAUCGCGUGCUCCACCCUCGUCGGUGCCUUCUCCAUCGAGGCGCGCCAGCUCCUGUCUGGCAGCCGCGAUCGUGCACUUCCGUUUGUCACAGCUUACGUCGUUCCUCUCACUCUUCUUGUCGCUCUCUCCAUGGAGGCGUACACUACUACCCUUGACAUCUUCGUCCCCCUCACCGGCCGAAUGGGCAAGGACGCGCCGGUUGAGCACAUCAUCGCGAUCAUCACGUCGGUGUGCACGCUCGUGUUCUUCCCGCUCGUCGCGCCCCUCUUCUCGCGUAUCUCGCGCGCCACGCAGCGCAAGGUGCUUGCCGUGCUGCUGGUCGCGACGGUCGCCGUCGGUGCGCUCUUCAUGUCGCCCCUCUGGUCGCCGUACGACUUCAUGCACCCGAAGCGCCUGGGCGUGCAGUACACCUACAACCACACGUCUGGGUUGGAGACGGCCCACAUUGCGUUCAUGGACUCUGGCCGCAACGCCGCAUACAUGAAGGAGGUGUAUGACCAGUUCGGCAAUGGCGCAGAGCUCGUCCGCACCGAGCAGGGGAACGGCAACUCUGACUGGGACGUGUUAUACCCUGUCAGCACGUUCCUCGAAACGUACUCGUUUGAGCUGCCCAAGACCAAGUUUGACUGGCCCGAGAUGACGUUCAAGGCGACGCGCGAGAAGACGGACGAGGGCCACACGCGCAUCCACCUCAAGACGGACCACAAGGGACUCGUGUGGCCCGCGCUGGCGUUUGAGGCCGACCUCGUGGACUGGAGCUUUGACUUUGUGCCCCCGCAUGGCCACAAGAGGCACCACAUCAAGGCCGCGUCGUCGGUCGACGAGCACGGCAUGGAACUCGAGCUCACCAUGCGCCUCAAGGAUGACGAGCCGUUCAGGCUCCACUGGAGCGCGAUGGACCUCAACCAGAUGGUACCUGGCACUGCGCCGCGCCUCGGGCCUGACAUGCCUGCGUCCAAGUGGCUCACUGCGCUGGACGACUGGGGCCGCGAGCACUACGACGGCGGCGUCGACAUCUGCAUGAACGGCGUCGUCGUGGGUGUGCUCACUGUCGAGGCAUAG
Molecule: messenger RNA, 2586 nt
Organism: Cutaneotrichosporon cavernicola
Lineage: Eukaryota; Fungi; Basidiomycota; Tremellomycetes; Trichosporonales; Trichosporonaceae
Exons: 9
Coding region: 1-2586 (861 amino acids)
Biological process (GO): proteolysis
Molecular function (GO): metalloexopeptidase activity
Source: RefSeq, a predicted model, not a curated record